This is a messenger RNA of Linum tenue, 1280 nucleotides long. Lineage: Eukaryota; Viridiplantae; Streptophyta; Magnoliopsida; Malpighiales; Linaceae. The record is from the annotation of a GenBank genome assembly.
GCAUAGAUUCCUCUCUCGAUCUGUUAACCACAACAGCAAAACUAGAUGGCCAGCAGUAUCAACAGAAUGAGCGUGGUCCUUUUUCUAGCCAUGGCUGCAGCCAUUAUGUUGACGACGGUGCAUGGGCAGGGAACUCGGGUCGGGUUCUACUCGACCACCUGCCCAAGCGUCGAGACUACGGUCCGGUCCGCGGUUCAGUCCCGGUUCGGGUCCGACCCCACGGUCAUGGCCGGCUUGCUCAGGAUGCACUUCCACGACUGCUUCGUCCAGGGCUGCGACGGCUCCGUCCUCAUCUCCGGCACGGGGACCGAGAGGACGGCGAUCCCGAACCUCUCGCUGAACGGGUUCACCGUCGUCGACGACGCCAAGGCGCAGCUCGAGGCGGCUUGCCCCGGCGUCGUCUCCUGCGCUGACAUCCUCGCGCUCGCUGCUCGAGACGCCGUCGUUUUGGCGAAUGGGCCGACUUGGGCGGUGCCGACGGGACGGAGGGACGGGACAGUCUCGCGGGCGCAAGAUGCGUUGGAUAACUUGCCGGGACCUUCCGACUCCGUCGAAUCCCAGAUCCAGAAGUUCACCGACCGGAAUCUCAGCGUUCAGGAUCUUGUUACUCUCACCGGAGGACACACCCUAGGAACAGCAUCGUGCGCGACCUUCAACGACAGGCUGUUCAACUACCAGGGCACCGGCGGCCCGGACCCGUCGAUCGCCGCCGACUUCCUGCCAACCCUCCGGUCGGCCUGCCCGCAGAACAACAACGGCGCGGCGCGCGUGGCGAUGGACACCGGAAGCCAGAACGAGUUCGACACGUCCUACUACACCAACAUCAGGAACGGGCGGGGAGUGCUGGAGUCGGACCAGCGGCUGUGGACCGACAACCGGACCGGGCCCUUCGUGGGCCGCUUCCUGGGCCUCGGCGGGGGCCCGAAUCUGAACUUCAACGCUGAGUUCGGCCAGGCCAUGGUCAGGAUGGGAAAUGUUGGUGUUAGGACGGGGACGGACGGGGAGAUCCGCCGUGUCUGCUCCGCCGUCAAUUAGUUGCCUAAAAGAAACGGGACGGAAAACGUUUCUGGGUGUUUUUGUACUUUUUUUUUCCGUUAUGGGAGUAAGGUUGUAAGCGUGUAAUAGUUUGCCUCGUAUGCAAGGAAUCGAGGCAAACGGCGUCGUAAUAAUGAAUCCAUUUCGGAUCUUUUCAGUUUUUCUCUUUGUGACGAUCAAAUUUGCUGUUUUAAGAUUCUCCAAACUUUGAACGGCAAGGAAAGGAGCACUAUUGAUUCUCUUGG